AAGGCAGGGAACAGCCCUGGGGCCACCCCAGGGGGAUGCAGGUGACAAGGGAUGGUGACAGCUGCAGUGGGACCAGCUCUGAUCUGAUACCCAGUGAUGGUGGGGGCUGCUCCCUCCAUCCCCUUGCCCCAGAUGGAGCCUCCAGCCCCUCUCUGCAGGACACCCGAUGCAAACAUGCCCUGAGGUCACUGCAGGUGCAUGGGGGAGCAGGACAGAUCCCAGCACAUCCCCCCAAAACACACCCCAGCCCCUGGAGAAGGAAAAGGGUUAAACUGGUGUCUGCCUGAAAGACAUCCCAUUGCAGGAGCAUCAGCUCGAGGUGCUGCUCACGUGCUUGCACCCUGUGCCUCCCUGCCUCCAGCUACCUCUCCGCGAUUUUCCCCACCUUCCUCUGGCUCCUUGGGACCAGUCUGGGGCUGGAGGGCACUGGGUAGCAUGGGGCCAGUGGGGGAAUGCUGUGACAGCUGAAAAAUGAGCCACCAGGCAGUGAGAGAAGUUUCUGAAGAGAGAAGAGGAAUCUGCCUUGAAUGAAGAGGAUUUUAGCACCUUGGGCUAAGCCAAUAAACCUCUGCCAUCCCCAUCYGAACGGGAACUGUUUGCACACGCUCCCGGAGCUGCUUAAAGCGGGYGAGACACGAAGAGAGAAUAGCAUCGAGCAUGGUUGGGGGAGAAACCCCCCUGCCYGGAGAGCCCUUGGGCAGAUCCCUAUAGCCCUGCUGGGGCAGUGCCCACAGGGACAGGGGACUCAGCCAGCCCUGAGCUCCCAGGGCCAGGCUGUGCCCCCACUGCCCCCUCACCUUGGCGGGGCCGGCAGCCGGGAAGGUGCUCCCUGAAGAUGCUCUGUCCUGCUGGACACACCAGCCCUCUCCACCACUGGCAGCGGUUCUGCUCCUUGAAGUCCCCAUCCGAGUGACACRGUGGUGGCACCAUGGAGGCAUCUGGCCCUGCGGGAGGUGUGGUGGUGACUCUCCUCUGCUGCUGUCUCCUGAGCUCGGCGUGGGCUCUGGUCGAUCCUGAUGAUGUUCUCACAAAAGAAGAGCAGAUCUAUCUCCUGGUGGAGGCCAAAGAAAAAUGUCAGAGGGACAUCAAGGCCCAGCUGGAGAAGAUCAAAGACCCCAGCUGCCCUCCGGAGUGGGAYGGGAUCAUCUGUUGGCCAAGGGGCUCCCCCAGCCAGGAGGUGUCAGCUCCUUGCCCUGACUACAUCUACGACUUCAACCACAAAGGUCAUGCCUACAGGUACUGCAGCGCCUACGGGACCUGGGCCAUGGCUCUCAGCAUCAACAAGACCUGGGCCAACUACACYGAGUGCGCCCUGCUCUUCUCCUCCGAGAGCCGGAGCCGGGAGAAGGAGGUGUUUGACCGCCUGCACCUGAUGUACACCGUGGGCUACUCCAUCUCGCUGGCCUCUCUCAUCGUCGCUGUCUGCAUCCUCUCCUACUUCAAGCGUCUGCACUGCACACGGAAUUUCAUCCACRUGCACCUCUUCACCUCCUUCAUCUGCCGGGCCCUCAGCAUCUUCAUCAAGGACGUGGUGCUCUACUCGGGGCCRGCGCCCAGCGACACCGACAGGAUGCGCGAGGACGAUUUCAGGGGCCCCUUGCCAGGACAAGGGGGUCACCUGGUUGGCUGCAAGGUGGCGGUGACUCUCUUCCUUUAUUUUCUGGCCACCAACCACUACUGGAUCCUGGUGGAAGGUCUCUACCUGCACAGCCUGAUCUUCAUGGCCUUCCUCUCCAACAAGAACUACCUGUGGGUCCUCAUCAUCAUCGGCUGGGGUGUCCCUGCUGUGUUUGUGUCCAUCUGGGCCAGCGUCAGGGCCUCGCUGGCGGAUACACAGUGCUGGGACCUCAGUGCGGGGAACAUGAAGUGGAUUUAUCAGGUCCCCAUCCUAGCUGCCGUCGUGGUGAACUUCUUCCUCUUCCUCAACAUCAUCCGGGUGUUGGCCUCCAAGCUCUGGGAGACCACCACAGGCAAGCUGGACCCCCGGCAGCAGUACAGGCGACUGCUCAAGUCCACGCUGGUGCUGAUGCCACUUUUCGGAGUCCACUACGUGGUGUUCAUGGCCAUGCCCUACACCGAGGUCUCGGGGCUGCUGUGGCAGAUCCAGAUGCACUAUGAGAUGUUCUUUAACUCCUCCCAGGGUUUCUUUGUGGCUUUUAUCUACUGCUUUUGCAAUGGGGAGGUGCAGGCCGAGAUCAAGAAAGCCCAUUUCCGGAGGCUCCUGGCGCUGGAUUUGGGGCAGCAGGCGCGCCCCGGGAGCUGCUGCUGUGCUGGGCUGGGCUCCCAGGCCCCCCAAAGCUGCAGCACGAGUCUGGCAGGACGGGGAACAGGGGGCACCCGGGGACCGCUGCUCCCGGCCCGGCCCCGCCUGCCCGGAUACACCCCCAGCUCCGGAGCCUCGGACCAGCUCCUGCCCUGCCCCGCCCAGGAAAUGAGCCAAAAACCGCGGGGGGAAAACACGGGGGAUGUGACAGAGCUGAGCCAGUGUCAYCCCAACCCCAGCAAGGAGCUGGAGACCAUGCUGUGAGGAGGGUGGGUUUCCUGCCUGGGCAUCCAGAUGUGCCUGGGAAGAUGCUGAUCCUCACGCUUCGGGCUCUGCUUACACCUUGCAUGGAGAACGAGGGUUGGGAUAGWGGCUGGAACAACCCAGCUCCUUUCCUUCAGAGCCAGGGAGCAAGGGAACUGCGUGCUCUCACUCCUCCUCCUCCCCCRGCCCAAAACCAAGUCAUAAAACCUCAUUUUCCUCCACGUGCAAGCGAYCCAUGUGCUGUCUGUGCAUGCAAAGCCUUGAGUCUUCACCAGGAAACAACCUCCAAGUGGGAAGUGACUUCUGCAGGGUAUUAAAGCCCGUGGCMUGAGCUCAGUCCUGCCUCAGAGUCCCCGACUCAGCCCCAGCUCCGGCCUUGUCCAGCCUGGGGGAGCACAGAGUGCCCA
Molecule: messenger RNA, 2934 nt
Organism: Malurus melanocephalus (red-backed fairy wren)
Lineage: Eukaryota; Metazoa; Chordata; Aves; Passeriformes; Maluridae
Product: parathyroid hormone/parathyroid hormone-related peptide receptor-like
Exons: 13
Coding region: 929-2527 (532 amino acids)
Biological process (GO): cell surface receptor signaling pathway; adenylate cyclase-modulating G protein-coupled receptor signaling pathway
Cellular component (GO): plasma membrane
Molecular function (GO): peptide hormone binding; G protein-coupled peptide receptor activity; parathyroid hormone receptor activity
Source: RefSeq, a predicted model, not a curated record